AUGACUGGGGUUCCCGUCCUCCUCGCCGUCCUGCUCUUUUCAUCCUGCGAAGGACUCAUGGUUGCACGAGAUGCCGAUGGACAAAGUGCCCGUUUUGUGGGCCGCAUAGGAGCAAUCAUUGAUCUAAGCUCACCCGACGGCAGUCUGCAGAAGCUCGCCAUGGAGCUGGCUUUGGAGGAUUAUACGAGGUCUAAUGCCAACGUACUCUCUCUCCACGUUCGGGAUUUCAAAGGCAUUCCAACGCAAGCAGCUCACCAAGGUACCUAUUCCUUCCGUGGAAAUCGACGAAGUUACUUGUAGACUUUCGUCUAGACAGAAAUGCUCUACCCAAACCCUCUUGGUAUCUUUUUUUGUUUCCAUCCUCAUCGAACUUCAGUCCUCGCAGUCACAUGAAAUCCAUGGUUCUGGAUACAAUAAAGAGAUGAUUCUUUGACUGAAGCUCUUCCAACCAUAGAUAUAAUAUGAUAGGCCUUGUUUUUGGGGGUUCAAUUCUCUCUGGUGGUCAUAUAAAAAACGAAAUGACGUAACUCGAGGUCUAGUUUAUGCACAAGGAACCAUUCGGGUGAUACUUGCCAAAAUUGAACUGAUCUAUCCUCCAUGAAAUAUCAUUGAAUCGACGGAAGCUCUUUGAUCCUUCCGUGAUCACACACACCUCCUUCUUCCCCUUUCUUUCAAAAUCUUAUUUUUCGAUCGAGUGGAAUGUUACAGAUCUAGUUUUUUCUCUCUCUAUUCAAUGGUCGUUGACUGCUGAGCUGUCACCAUCGCGAUAUAAAGCCUUCUUUGGUCACCAAGUACGAGAACUUUGUGGCCGUUGACUGAUAUAUAUAUAUAUAUAUAGAUAAUAUGUAUAUAUAUCACCGUCCUUUUCAGGGAAGAUGAAGGUCCCUAGCCGAAGUAAGUCAGCUGCUUUUCGUCAUACAAUCCCAUAUUCCUGAACAAUACACAUUCAGAGAGGAAAAAAACUACUCAUUCAUCUUAUUUCGGAUCGAAACUCCUUCAGGCUCUUUUUGUUGAUCUCCAACCCCUGUCGUUCUCCAGCUGAACUUCCGAACUAACGUGAAUACAGCAAGAAGACUCAUCAAUGACCAGAGGGUACAAUCCAUCUUCGGGCUCCAGACAUGGAUGGAAAUAGCCGCCGUUGCAGACAUUGGGAACAAAGCCCAGGUUCCCAUGUUCUCAUUAUAUAAUGCAAACCCAUCAUGGGCCACUGGGCGCUGGCCCUUCCUUCUACGGGCAGCGCGAAGUCAAACCACGCAACUGAAAGCUAUAUCCGCCAUUAUAAGCUCUUGGCAGUGGAGGAGGGUCGCUAUCAUCUAUGAGGACACUGAAUAUAUCGGCAGCAGCACCCUUCCAAAGCUAAUAGAGGCUAUUCGAGAAGCGAACUCAGAUGUAGAGUACCAAUUGGGGAUAUCUCCGUUCUCAUCCAUGUCCGUGGAGCUCGAGAUGCUUAACUCCAGGCAGUCCAGAGUUUUCGUCGUUUACACAAGCCUACCCUUGGCAGUCCGCUUGUUCGCGGAGGCGCAGCGCAAAGGGAUGAUGGAGAAGGGAUACGCGUGGAUAACAACCGACCUCGUCUGCGACACAUUGGACUCAGUCAACUCUUCUGUCAUCCGUUCAAUGCAGGGAAUCCUCUGUUUGAAGAACUACUUCCCUCAUACUGAUAAACUUGCCCACUUCUCCGCGAGACUUCAAAGAAGGUUCAAGCACGAAUACCCGGAGGAAACUCCCCUACAUUCCAGCGUUCUUGGGCUGCAGAUAUAUGACGCCGUGUGGGCGGUGGCGGAAGCUAUGGAUAGAACUGAACCCAAAGGAGACUACUCAUCAUAUUUCCAGGAAGAGAGAAACGAUUCAGGGGAGAAUGAGCCUACCCUUGUCUUCUCCAAAGGCCAUCAACUACUAGGGAGCCUUCUUACGGCAGAUUUCUCAGGACUCAGCGGCAAGGUGAAGUUUUCAGGGGGGAUGCUAGCCCCUAGCCAGAGUUUUGAAGUCAUUAACAUUGUGGGCAGAAGCUACAGAGAGAUAGGCUACUGGACUGACGAUCUUGGCUUCUCAAAGGACCUCUCUUCAGGAUCCAACUACAGCUCAUCGAUGUCGAUACUAGGGGACAUCUUCUGGCCAGGAGGUUUUUCUGUAGCCCCGAGAGGAUGGGCUCCAUCUGUGGGCAAAAUGCCACUGAGGAUCGGUGUUUCGGCCAUAUCCGCCUUCCCCGAGUAUGUCAGAGCCGAUCACAACAGCAAAAGAAACAAGACUGUGAUAUCAGGAUUUUCCAUUGACAUCUUCAAGGAGGUAGUCGAGUAUCUUCCCUACAGCCUGACAUAUGACCUAGUCGCCUAUUACGGCUCCUAUGACUCCUUGGUGGAGCGUGUACCCAUGAAGGUGAGACGACGAUGAUCUUCUCUAGAAUAUUUUCUUUCCUUCAUUCAUAUUUCCUUACGCGACCUCUGCAUGGAAAGAUCUUCGACGCUGUGGUCGGCGACAUCGCAAUCCUGUCAUAUCGUUGCGAGUUGGUGCAAUUCACACAGCCCUACACACAGUCCGGGUACGUAAUGGUAGUACCUCUCAGGCCGGGAAACCCAAACAAAGCUUGGAUCUUCGUCAAGCCUUUCUCGUCGUCCUUGUGGAUCUCGAUUGCGGGCUUGUUGUUGGUGAAUUCGUUGGUUGUCUGGUUGAUUGAGCGGGGUAGGGAGAGGGAUCAAGGCCGAUCCAGGCAACUGAGCGUCUCGAUUUGGCUCUCUUUCGCCAGCCUCUUCGUCCACGGUGAGUUGCCCUCAAACCAGAACUUCGGCGGCACUUGUGCACCUUGAUCGAUUCGUUUUACUUUGUGUGCACAGGAGAGAACGUUCAUAGUAAUCUGUCGCGGGUGAUCGUCGUUGUAUGGCUUUUUGUGGGCCUGGUCUUGACGUCGAAUUACACUGCGAGCUUGAGUUCCAUGCUCACCGUUCAGCGGCUGGAGCCGAGCGUCACCGACAUCAAUCUGCUGAAGGGCAGUGGUGCCGCCAUUGGGUGUAACAGAGGAGGGAGCAUCAUCAACUUCAUCGAGCAGCACCUCGGGUUCCCCAUGAGCAGCAUAAGGCAGUUCGCCACCAUGGAUGAAUACGUGCAAGCAUUCAGGAGUGGGGAGAUCAAGGCCGCCAUCUUUGCCAUGGGGCAUGCCAAGAUGUUUCUCGCCAAGUACUGCAAGGAAUUCACAACGGCAGGGCCGACCUACCACGCUGGAGGAUUCGGCUUUGUAGGGCCUCCUAUCGUCUUACCCUUGUAUUCUCAAUAACUAGGAUUCACGAUUUAGGGUUUAUAACAUCAAUCUUGCAUCACCAGAUCUUCCCCAAAGGCUCUCCUCUCCUUCCAGACGUCUCGGAGGCGAUAUUAAAGGUCUUCGAGAGCGGAAAGAUGAAGCAGCUGGAAGACGGAGUGGUCUCCUCCUACAAUUGCUCAAGUUCCUCAACGCUGGGCUCCGAAAACGAUAGACUGGGCCCGGACAACUUCUGGGGGCUCUUCGUAGUCAUGGAGAUGACAUGCGUCGUCGUCCUCCUUCUCUACAGUUACUCACAGGCGGACUGGGGGAACAGGGCCUCGUUAAUGCUGAUUUCAGCCUCCUUGAAGUGGCUGAGAGAGGCGCCGCUGAGGCUGUACAUAGCAGCUGCUUCUCGCCGGUGGAGAGUGAGGUCCGUGAGCAAGGCUGCCGGCGGCACGAUGACGGCAGAGGAUGCCACAGACUUGGAGAUGAGCACCUCUCAAAUGAUCACGGAAGGCCUCAUUAUUCAGAAGUUUACUUAG
Molecule: messenger RNA, 3774 nt
Organism: Spirodela intermedia
Lineage: Eukaryota; Viridiplantae; Streptophyta; Magnoliopsida; Alismatales; Araceae
Source: the annotation of a GenBank genome assembly